Molecule: messenger RNA, 1052 nt
Organism: Schistocerca gregaria
Lineage: Eukaryota; Metazoa; Arthropoda; Insecta; Orthoptera; Acrididae
Exons: 6
Coding region: 1-1023 (340 amino acids)
Biological process (GO): negative regulation of phosphatase activity
Molecular function (GO): phosphatase binding
Source: RefSeq, a predicted model, not a curated record
AUGCAGUUCCGCCGCACCUACCAGCGCCGCCUCGCGCCCGGCGAGCCGGACAUCAUCACCCUCAGGGACGUGAAGGACGUGGUGCUCUUCCUGGCGACACCGCGGCCGCCCCCGGAGUUCAUGGACCUGUUCCACACCAAGACCGCCGACCGCUUCCUCAGGGCGCUCAUACUCUACUUCCGGAUAUACCUACAGUCGUACACCGAGCUGCGCAGCAAGCGCGAGGCCCUGGCCAAGAAGUUGGCGCUGCCAGUGGUGGGGAUGGUGGAGCGCAUGCGCCAGGACUUGUCGGACGCGCGCGCGCUUGUGGGCCGCGACUACGCCUGCCUGAUGCUGGACAGGGUCAAGUGCUGGCUGCACAAGGGCCUCACCCCGAGGGAGACCGAUACCAGGGACCUGCGCAUCGCCGAGUCACUCAUCAGGGUGUCAGCGCGCGUCGUGUGGGUGUGCUUGGGCCGGCGCAGCCUGGGGCUGAUCGAGCGCGAGACGAACCGGCUGUUCCGCUCGGACCCGUUCAACAUCGCCGAGCGGCGCCAGCGGCGGCGCUUCGAGCCCACGCCCGUGGACGACCCGCCGCCCGACAUCUGCAAACUGCACGCCUGCUCUCCCGCCGCGCUGGAGCUGCUGCGGCCCCGGGACGACUACCGCACGCUCGCCAUCGCCGUCGUCGAUUGGCAACCGAAAGACGAGCGGCUAAGUACGCUGGAGAAGUAUCUGAUGUGUCCGGAAGAAGAGCUGGAGGGCCUGAUGGGGCUACUAGGAAGGCCCCGAGAGGACUACGACGACAUGCUGAGACCACUCGCGCCGACCAAGCUCAACAUAGAGUCCAUUGAGGCCUGGAAGGGGUCAGCAGGGUCAGUUUUACCGUUUCCAUUGGUGGAGCUGCCACCACGAGAGGAGCCGCCGGAGGCACUGGCCGGGUUGCCCGCAGGGCUACAGCCCGUGCGCACACCAGAGGGUGGUGACAGCAAGCGGCGUGAGGCGCGCAUGGUCUGGAUGGUGCGCUUCGCGGAGCUCCUCUGAAGUGACCAGAGCGACUCGUUGUAAAAGCA